This is a messenger RNA of Bactrocera latifrons, 2653 nucleotides long. Its product is annotated as probable cytosolic oligopeptidase A. The coding region runs from base 122 to 2296 and encodes 724 amino acids. Gene Ontology annotation, molecular function: metalloendopeptidase activity. The record is from RefSeq and is a predicted model, not a curated record. The transcript is spliced from 3 exons. Gene Ontology annotation, biological process: peptide metabolic process; proteolysis. Lineage: Eukaryota; Metazoa; Arthropoda; Insecta; Diptera; Tephritidae.
UUCACUUUUAUUCAAUGCUGAUUGUGUAAACGCAUUUUUUAUAAAUUGCAAUUUACAAUUUCUUGAAUUUCAUUGAAAGUAUUUCACAAUUAACCACUUUAGGGAGUUUUUUUUUUCCAAUAUGUACACGGUGUUCCGUCGAAGUGGACUAAUAAAUAGUGUGAAACAAAGUCAAUACAUCAGUAAUCGAAAUGCCGGUUAUAUUGUCUUAGUUCCUGAGAUCGGAGAAGAUACACAUGCUGCUGAAGGUGUAUUGAAACCAGAUGGAUUGCCAGCAUUUAAUGAUUUAACUAUUGAAAAUUGCUUGGGAGCUAUAGGACAACAGGCAGGUUUGGUGGAGAAAACUGUGAAAAACUUUGAAAAUGAUAUUCAGGAAAAUAAAGUAAAUGUCAGCAAUCUAAGAGGCAUCUUCGAAGAAUUGGAUAAAGUGGCUGGACCUCUGGACACCACGUGGGGCAUAGCUAAAGCACUUUAUCUAGGUAAUAGUACUCUGAUACCUACCAAGUCCUACAUGAAUAUCCAUGAACGUGCACGUAUUGCACGCGCUUCCAAAUACAAUAGUAAAGUAUUAUAUGAUGCACUUUCCCAACAAGAAGGCAAUGUGCAAGGUGUUGAGGCUCGAUUGUUACAACGUUUUUUAUUGGAAGGAAAAUUAAAUGGACUCACUCACACAGAGGAUAAAAGGGAGACCCUCAGAGAUAUUCUUGUACAAUUAGGCAAAGAACGUGCCAGCUUUAAAAAUAAAGUUAACAUGGCUGUACAUACGUUUGGACAUACCAUUAAGGACUACAACCUCGUUCGUGAUUUCCCCGUGACGCUAUUGGAAGCUAUAUCUAAGGAUUCAACCUCAUUAACAGAAGGCCCCUGGAAAAUAACUUUACAACCACAAAUUGUGGAAGGAUUUUUAAAAUACUGCCCAGACCGUAUGCAGCGUUGGAACGUGUGGCAAGCGAAUGUGCGUAAAGCGUCUGGUCAACAAGAGCGGAGUCUUGAGAAUAGUACGCAUUUGCAGGGUAUACGAGCUCUUAGGAAACGACAGGCAAACUUAUUAGGUUAUCCAAAUUACGCAGCGAUGUCGAUGCAGACAAAGAUGAUUAAAAGUGUAGACAAUUUAAAACAGGUAUUCGCAAAUCUUGUAAAGUUUGCUGGACCUGCUCAGUCAACAGAAAUUGAGCAGUUGCAAAACUUUGCAAUUGAAAGCGGAUUUCAGACCAAAUUGGAUGUAUAUGAUGUCCCCUACUGGCAACGCAAACAUCUAAUAGCUAACCAUAAGCUGAAUGAGGAACAGUUACGAGAAUAUUUCCCAUUACCAAAUGUAUUCAGCGAACUUUUUAAAUUAAGUGAGAAUUUAUUCAAUAUUCGUAUUGUGGAACGCCAAAAUGUUGAGGUUUGGCAGCCGGCUGUAAAGUACUACGAUGUAUACGAUAAUAGCGCCGGUGGUGGUGUAUCGCCGAUCGCUGGCUUUUACAUAGACUGCUACUCUAAAGAGAAUAAGUUCGGUAAAAAUAAUGGCUGGAUGGUGAGCAUACGAAAUCGAAACCCCUCAGCUGAGCUGACGCCUUUAUGUGCAUUAAUCUUUAACUUUACGGAACCUUUACAAGGCACACCAUAUUUACUGAAUUUUGACGAUUUAAAUAUGGUUUUCAAAACCUUCGGUUCAGCUUUACAACACCUUCUUACGAAAGCGCCAUACACAGACCUUGCCGGACUUUCAAACAUCGAAUGGGAUGCUUCGCAAGUGGCGGGAAAUGUGAUGUGCAAUUUUCUCGAUAACCCAACCAUAUUAAAGGAAAUUUCCAAACACUACACAAGUAAUGAGGCUUUAUCGGAUGACAUUUUACAAAAAACACAUUUGUUAAAAACUAGCCUAGCUGGAUACAAUUUGUGUCAAGAGCUUUACAUGGCAGAUUUGGAUAUUGAAUUACAUCAAUCUGAUGCAUUUUGGUUGGAUGUAGUUAAAAAGCUGUGGCCUGUCUAUCAGUGCAUGCCUCUAGACAAAAAAGACGCGCACCCUUGUUCUUUGACGGAAAUAUUCUCUGGCGACUGGGGCGCUGCACAAUUCAGUCACCUCUAUUCGAAAGUGAUAGCUGCUGACAUUAGUUCCGAAUUUGCAGACAAAUCACCAGCUGAAAUGACGACUACGGGCCAACGUUUUAAGGAGACUUUCCUAGCUCUAGGUGGUUCCGUGCCUACAGCAGAAGUAUUUCGCCGUUUUCGCGGUCGUGAUCCUUCAGUGGAAGCGCUCCUCAAGUCCUUAAACAUACUGAAUAAAACACAAACUACUGGCGAUUUGUAGGUGACACUAUGUACAGCACAAGUAGUGUGACACAAUCACUUCUGCUUUACGUCUUUAUGUAUUAUAUAUCUUAUUUUUCAAUUGUCUGCGCAAUAGGAUUGUUGUUAAUUUUUAUUAAUAAUCACACAUAUGAACAUAAAAUGCCAAUUCAUAGCAAGAUAAUAUGUUGAAUAGAAAAAAGUAAGAGGUGAAAAAUGUUCUGCACCAAAACAGCUGAAUAGCUUUAGAAAACAUUUGUUCCACUUUCCUCUUUCAUAUAAAGUAAUAAUGUUUAAAAGAAAUGAUGGUAAAAUUAUGUUUGUGUUCACUGUGAUGAAAAAACAUACGAAUAAAAACGAAACAAAACUCGAGGAAACA